This is a messenger RNA of Arachis ipaensis, 516 nucleotides long. Its product is annotated as auxin-induced protein 15A-like. The record is from RefSeq and is a predicted model, not a curated record. Gene Ontology annotation, biological process: response to auxin. Lineage: Eukaryota; Viridiplantae; Streptophyta; Magnoliopsida; Fabales; Fabaceae.
GCCUUCAAAAACAACAUAACUCAUUGGCAAUCUUAAGUGUCAAACACUUAAAAAACACAUUCUUCUUUGAAACUUGGGAACUUCUACUUGCUGUUAUUCUUACAUAUAUACUAAAAAAUGGGUUUCCGUUUACCUGUUAUUCGAAGGACAUCAUCAUUCUCAGCUAGCCAAGCAGCUUCAAAAUCUGUGGAAGUCCCAAAGGGGUAUCUAGCAGUGUAUGUUGGAGAGAAACAGAAGCGGUUUGUGAUCCCCAUUUCAUAUUUGAACCAACCUUCAAUCCAAGACUUGUUGAGCCAAGCUGAGGAAGAGUUCGGAUAUGAUCAUCCUAUGGGAGGCCUAACAAUUCCUUGCAGUGAAGAUGUUUUCCAACAAAUCACUUCUCGCUUGAAUUGACGAUGAAUCUCAUGCUGUAGGAGACUGACAUAGAUUAGUAUACAAAUUUUGUAGAAUAGGCAACUUGUAAAGAUUACACAUUUUUCUAAGUAAAUGAAAGAAGAAUGAUCAUUACUAUGACAA